UAGUUGUGUCCACUCGUUGCCUUGACAGCACAGGAGAUAACGCGGUGCAGCUGCGGUAGUAGACGACACAUCAAGCGGUACGCAGGAGACCGGGCCAAGCAGCGCUCGGCGUCAAUGUCCCCGCUGCUCACGAAGUGAAGCAUGGGCUCCGCGGCAUCGCAGUCAUGGCCAGAUCCACCAACCGAAGCGCAGAGGACGGGGAUCCCCGUGUAACCGCCCCCACGGACCGCGCGGAGGUGCGGGACCUGGCCGAGCCCCGGGAGCUGUCUUUGGAGGAGGUGCUGAAGUCCUACGAGCAGCCCAUCAACGAGGAGCAGGCAUGGGCGGUGUGCUACCAGUGCUGCAGCGGGCUCAGGGUGCCCCGCCCGCCGUCCGGGAGACCCGGUCGGGUGAAGGACCCGUCCUCUAUCCUCCUGCACCGGGACGGAACCGUGUCUUUAAAGGAGGAGCCGCAACCCGACGAUGACAAUGAAGGCGCUCCUCUUCCACCAAUCGCAGAGCGACAGCUGGUUCAGUCCCUCGGUGUGGCCAUUUACCGAGCUCUGGACUGGGGGCUGGACGACAACGAGGAGCGGGAGCUCGGCCCGCAGCUGGAGCGCCUCAUCGAGCGAAUGGCGGGCGGGGAUCAGGGCGGCGAGGGCGUCAGCUCCGCUGGCAGCGGAGCUACCGAUGAGGGGUACAGCGGACAGGAAGAAGAGGAGGAGGAGGAAGAGGAGAAGGAGGGAGCGAUCAGGCCGGUGUGUUCGUUUCGUCAGGUCGUGGUGCUCUGUGCGUCCCGUCUGGCCAACCCGAGUCUGGCCCCGGAGCACUACCAGGCCGUCUGCCGCGCUCUGUUUGUGGAGACGCUGGAGCUGCAGACCUUCCUCGUCAAGAUCAGAGACGCGAAGGAGGUACGUCACGGCGCCGUCGUGUCAGAAAGGUUGUUUCCUGAGCAAGGGCCAAAUCAGACGAGAAGAUAAAACUUUACAUGUUUA
Poecilia latipinna (sailfin molly) is the source of this 974-nucleotide messenger RNA. Its product is annotated as protein spire homolog 2-like. The record is from RefSeq and is a predicted model, not a curated record. Gene Ontology annotation, biological process: intracellular transport; Golgi vesicle transport; cleavage furrow formation. Lineage: Eukaryota; Metazoa; Chordata; Actinopteri; Cyprinodontiformes; Poeciliidae. The coding region runs from base 165 to 959 and encodes 264 amino acids. Gene Ontology annotation, molecular function: actin binding; microtubule binding. The transcript has 3 exons. Gene Ontology annotation, cellular component: cytoplasmic vesicle membrane; cell cortex.